Messenger RNA from Orbilia oligospora ATCC 24927, 663 nucleotides. RefSeq lists its product as uncharacterized. The transcript is spliced from 2 exons. The coding region runs from base 1 to 663 and encodes 220 amino acids. Lineage: Eukaryota; Fungi; Ascomycota; Orbiliomycetes; Orbiliales; Orbiliaceae. The record is from RefSeq and is a predicted model, not a curated record.
AUGGCAUCAUCAUCAUACGGUAUACCCCAAAGCAUGAGAAUCACAGUCCCAGAGAAUUCACGUGUCGUAGAUGUCCGUGUUGUCGUCCACAAAACCUCUUCCAUUGUCAACGAUAGGCAUGUCAACCACUGGUGCAUUUAUUUCCACACAGAAGAAGGUUACAUUGUCAAGGUCAACAUGAGAGAGAAAAACCAAACCGAAUGGUCUUACGUUCCAUUCCGAAAUGCAACCUACGGAUGGCCUGGAAUUUUGGAUAUCUCUGCGUAUCAGUCACAUACUAUCACACCAUCCAUGAUCAAAGCGUGGGAUCUUCAUACCCUCUGCCAACCCCGAGUGAAGGAUCUGAUCAGAGUCUUGCGCCGAAAUAAUCGCGAAUACUACACUAUGGCCAAGUGUGGAUCUGGGUGCCGAUUUUGGGUGUAUACCGCUAUCAGUGAUUGGGAAGGUGCUGGCUACCUCAACGCCGGCACAAUCCAAUACAUUCGGGAACGUCUGAUGUUCUGGUACGAUCAUCGACAAGAUCUGGUACGUACCGUGAUCAAAGAGCCUCUCGACACAAUGCCUGAAGGAAAGUUCUGGACUCCGGAAGAGUGGACUCAAGAGAUGCGCCUCUACGACCCAUUUCAUCCAUCCGCCGACAUUUGGCACGAUUACAGUAGGUAG